UCCCGAGGGUAAAUUCUUAGGAUUCGCAGCUUCCAAACAGCCGAUUUCCUUUCCUUGCAGCUGGGAGGGCAGGUUCCCUGGCUGCUGCUCCUGUGCUCACUGGCUGCCACUACUGGACCUUCCCCAGGAGGAGUCAGUCGCUUCACUUCUAAGGAAAGUGCUUUUCCUUGGUCCCUCAAGGCAAACAAGGGGGAGACAGGGAGGGGAGAGAAGGGAUCCGGGAUCAGCAGGAUGCUCCGAGGCAGCGGCAGCAGCUGGGCUCUGGAAUCCCGGCCCGGCGAGUCACCCCGUUAGGAGGCCCCGCCAGCACCCCGGCCCGGGGGGCAGCCGCGGCAGCAGCAUGGGCAGCGGCAGCAGCAGGAGGAAGCGGAGCUGCAGCCCCGGCGCGGAUCGGCCCGGCAGGCGGGGCAGAAGCAGCAGCGCCCCCAGCGGGCAGGGCGAGGAGGCCAGGGGCAGCCAGGCGCCCGCCCCCACGGAGCUGCCCAGCAGCAGCCUGCGGCGGCCGCAGCCGGCGGAGGACUCGGACUGGGAGCUGCUGGAGGAGGUGCUGGCUGAGUGCGAGGAGCCGGGCGCGCUGCCCCCCACGGCCCGGGGACCGGCUGCCCCCAGCCCGGGCCCGCCUCGCCGGGGGCCCGCCGGGGACUCCUGGGCCGGCCACGACCGGCACCCAAGGGCGGCGGCGGCGGCGGCAGCAGCAGGGAGCGGCCGGGGCAGCGGUGCCGCCGGAGGGGACCAGCCGGCCUCCUUAACAAGAAGCAUGCAGGACCCAGAGAACAACAACUCCGCCAGUUUCCAGUCAGAAGUAACAAGAAGCCAGAGAUGCAAUCCCCAAUAUCGUACGAUUACUCUGAAGAAGAGCUCAUGGCGAGUAUUGAACAAGAAUACUGCCGCUGAGAGCCCGUGCUGUACGAUCAUAGCUGACAGUGGCACAUAUGAGCAAGGGUUCUGCCAACAAAAUAACCCCACACACAGUGAGAUUGUUCUGAAGAAAUGGAGAAGUCGAGAAUGAAAUGAGAGAGAAUGUUACCAUUCAGGAGGCUGUUAGUAUUGUAGGACUUCGAAGAACUCCUCUUUGGCAAGUGCUGAGCAAGAGCACUGAUUAACGAAGGAACCCUCACUGACCAGUGAAUAAAAGCAAAGUGGUGGGGAAAAAAUAAGAUCAUAUUACAUUCCUCUUGUAAAUUAAUAUUUAAAAGCUAGUUUCCAAGUAAUACUUGUGUAUGAAGUCUUGAAUGUAUUGCAAGGUUGAGAUGUGCCAUUCUGACAGAGUGAUUUCAGUCAGAGAAGUGCAGCAAAUCAUUUGAAUAAAUACUUACUUGAUAGGAUAUAUCCAAAAUUUACUUUUCCUGACACUUAGCUAUGGGUCAAAUUCAGACCUACGGUAAGCAGAUUACAACUCUAUACACCAGGUCUGAAUUUGCCCCACAUUUUUUUUUAUUAUUAAAUAUUCCACAGUACAGAAAAAGGGAGGGAAGCGAAUCAAUCAUUCCACACUUAGGCUGCAGGAUCUAAGAGUUCAAAUCCGGUGACGGUGAAGCCUUGUACUUUUAAAUUAAGGUUUCUGGUGUGUGUAGGGUUUUGUUUUGGUUUUUUUUUUUUGGAGCCUGAUGUACUUGGAGUAGCUGCUUAUUAUCAGAAUUAGAAAAAAUAACUUUUCUGUCCUCCGAUGGAACAUAACACAUGUCAGAUGAAAUCUCAAAGGCAAAUCAGUGAGGCACAUUCUAAUUGGAACAGUGGGAUACACCUUAAGAUGUCAAGGUUUGACUUUCCUUUUGUACUUUGGUGUAUAUUUCACAAAUAUCUAUGUUCCAUGUAAUUCUCAAUAAAAGGCAAAAGUAUCA
Messenger RNA from Mauremys mutica (yellowpond turtle), 1841 nucleotides. RefSeq names its product cystin 1 (gene CYS1). Bases 341 to 1009 code for a protein of 222 amino acids. NCBI's taxonomy places the organism in Eukaryota, Metazoa, Chordata, Testudines, Geoemydidae. The record is from RefSeq and is a predicted model, not a curated record. The transcript has 4 exons.